AGUCAAACUACCCAGUAACCUGAAAUUGAAGCGAAAAGGCCAACUUUCUCUCAAGAAAAUUGCAAAUGACGCUGUACGUUGUGCACUGACGUGCAUUAUCGACUGACAUCAAUAACUUGUUCGCAAACAUGACGUCCGAAGUCCUCGAGCAGCGGUUUGCGGAUUUGCAUGACCGACUUACAACCCUCCAAGAUGCCACAUCCCAGCUCAAGGAGUUGAUAGACCGCCUCGCCAACUUCAACUUCCAACCCGGUUCCGUACCCCUCGGUGCAGGGGAAGAUGACAAUGUCGGAUCGGAACUGAGCGAUGAAAUCAACCAGAUCCUCCGCGAGCAGGAGGAGGAGCUCGAACUGUUGAUGGAUGAGGCGGUGGAUAUCCCGCCGGGCAGGGACGACUUGCAGCAUGACAAGACCAGAUUGACGGAUGGGGCCCAGAGGCUCAAGGGGGAACUGCAGAGGUGUCGAGUGUCUUUUCGCAAAGCCCAAAUCACCGCCAAGCGCAACCUCCAACUCGCCCAAAAGCACGAACGCGAACUCCUCUUCGCCUCCUUCGCCUCGCCCCGAUCGGGUGCCUCCUCCCCUGCCCCGUCCAUCAAAUCCCGGCGUAGGCAACCCCUGGGCGGCAGCGAAAUGUCCAAAGAAGACCAAACCCUCAGCGCAAGCAGCGACGUGACACAGGCCCUAAGGCGAACACACGACAUGAUGGCCUCGGAGCUGUCGCGGUCCCAGUUCGCCCGCCAGACGCUGCAGGAAUCGACGGCGGCGCUCACGCAGCUGUCCGAGACGUACUCGUCGCUUGACUCGAUGCUAUCUAGUUCGCGGGAGCUGCUGGGGACCUUGAUGAAGAGCCAGAAGAGCGAUACGUGGUACUUGCAGUCGUCGUUUUAUUUGCUUGGGGCAACGAUUUCGUGGUUGGUGUUUAGGAGGUUUGUCUAUGGGCCCAUGUGGUGGCUUGUGUGGCUGCCCCUGAAGUUGGUUUUCAGGGGGGCGGUGGGGGUGUCGAAGGGGGUUGGACUACACGGUGAUGGCGGAUCGCUGGAUCUGGGGUUGGAGUCGCCUGGGGUGAGGCCCGGGGUGCAGUCGGUGGAGAUGAAUAACGAGGGGGUACAUACGAUACGGGGUGGUGAGGAGGAGCUCAGGCGGUCGCGGGAGACUGCGGAUCCAGAGUCGAUGACUGAGCAGGUCGGGCAGAUGAUUGACGAUGCGACGGAUGCCAAGGCUGCUUCGGAGGAACCUCCUAAAUCCGAACUCGAAGAAACGCUGGAUGCAAACAUGAAGGACGAGACGGUACUGAGGGAAUCCGAGGAUGAUGAACAACCGAACCCUGUGAAACGGGUCUUGGAGGAGGAGAUUCACGUGGAUACAGUACCAGAAAAUGAAAUAGCUAGGGACGAACUGUAGAUGAGAGAAAACAAGACACAUAUUUUGACAUUUUC
Molecule: messenger RNA, 1435 nt
Organism: Pseudomassariella vexata
Lineage: Eukaryota; Fungi; Ascomycota; Sordariomycetes; Amphisphaeriales; Pseudomassariaceae
Product: Sec20-domain-containing protein
Exons: 2
Coding region: 129-1400 (423 amino acids)
Biological process (GO): retrograde vesicle-mediated transport, Golgi to endoplasmic reticulum
Cellular component (GO): SNARE complex; endoplasmic reticulum
Molecular function (GO): SNAP receptor activity
Source: RefSeq, a predicted model, not a curated record